AUGUUGGGAGAUCCAGCUCAGCGCAAUCAGAAGCUCAGAUGCACCUAUCACCAAGAUAGGGGGCACAUGGCUCAAAACUGCAGGGCACUAAAACAACACUUGGAGGACUUGGUAGUAGCUAGGCACCUCCGGGAUUACAUUGAUCAGGAUAAGGAAGUGACCGAACUGGGGAACCCACCACCAGAACCAAAUAUUGAGCACCCACCUCGGUUGAUAAUAAAUGUGAUCCAUGGGACAGCAACUCAAGAACCUGAGGAGACACUGAGAGAAGAGAUUGCAAAGGCUAUGCAAAUUCAACAGGUCAUGUCAGUAGAGCCUCCAUCGAAAAAGAUCAAGGCAGUGCAGCAGACAUUGUAUUAUGACUUGUUCAGAAAGCUUGGUCUCUUCGAGCAGCACCUCACCCCAGAGGCAGCCCCGUUAGUUGGCUUCAAUUCGCAGCCAGAAUGGCUGCUUGGCAGAAUAGUGUUGCCAGUCGUGGCAGGAACAAAAACCCUCUAG
Camellia sinensis is the source of this 498-nucleotide messenger RNA. The record is from RefSeq and is a predicted model, not a curated record. NCBI's taxonomy places the organism in Eukaryota, Viridiplantae, Streptophyta, Magnoliopsida, Ericales, Theaceae.